Molecule: messenger RNA, 1223 nt
Organism: Bombyx mandarina (wild silkworm)
Lineage: Eukaryota; Metazoa; Arthropoda; Insecta; Lepidoptera; Bombycidae
Gene: Pex12
Product: peroxisomal biogenesis factor 12
Biological process (GO): protein import into peroxisome matrix; protein monoubiquitination
Cellular component (GO): peroxisomal importomer complex; peroxisomal membrane
Molecular function (GO): ubiquitin-protein transferase activity; zinc ion binding; protein binding
Source: RefSeq, a predicted model, not a curated record
AACAAAAAAAAAAUAACAGCUGAGAAAACAAACAGAAAUUAAAAAUUUAAAUAACCAAAACUUUAUACUAUUAUGUUCAUUUUUGUUAAUCGAUUGAUGCUAUUAUAAUAUUUAAUGUAAUGGCGGUAUACGCGGCUCAUUUAACACGCAGCUUUCAAGGGACUCCAUCAGUUUUUCAAGUGACAGCACAAGAGGCCCUUGGAACUACUUUAAAACCAGCUCUCAGGAAGGUUAUUGAAUAUUUAUCAGUGCUGUACCCUAACAAAUGCAGCUGGUGCACUCAUUGGUACGAUGAACUGUAUUUGCUGUUUGAUUGUAUAGUGCAGUACAAUUACCUUAAAUAUUAUGCUGCAUCUUUUUCUGAAAGUUUCUAUGGUCUACUCCGGGUGCCCAUAUCGUACAGUAGUGAGUUCAGCAUUGGACAACGUCUCCCAAUAGACUUAGAGCGAGGAUCUCUUGCACUUCUAGUAUUGUUGCCAUACGUUAAGGACAAAGUCGGUGCCAUUAUUGAUAAAUGGAGGGAAGAUGAUGAAGAUGGGAAACUUGGUAAGGACACGCGCGGCCGGCUUCGUUCGGCAGCGAUAAAAGUGUACGCGAUCCUCCACCUCGUGUACGAGGGUCUCCAGCUGGUGCAGCUGGCGCGCUACCUGAGGGGCGGCUCCCCGUCGCACUCGCUGCCCAUGGCGGCGCUGGGGCUCACGCUGAGGAACGCGCCCCCCCAGGAACUGCCCGAGGACGAAUACACCUGGAGUGAUUUAUUCAAGAAUUUGUCGUCUGGGCAAAUCGGGAGCGCAGCGCUGACGUUCCCCAUGGUGGGCGGAGCGGUGGUCCGCGGCGCAGAGUACGGCGCCUUCGUGGUGCAGCUGCUGCGCUGGUGGCGCGACCGCGGCGCCCCCCCGCCCUCCCUGCCCGCGCCGCCCCCGCCCGCAAGGGCGGAGGCGGCGGCGGCGCGGAACCGCUGCCCGCUGUGCGCGGCGGCGUGGCGGCUGCCGACCGCGCUGCCCGUGUCGGGGUACAUAUUCUGCUACACGUGCAUAUCGCGGCACGUCCGCGCCCGCGGCUGCUGCCCGGUGACCUCACUGCCGGCCGCAGAGUCCUCUCUCGUCAGGGUAUACUUAGACACACAAUAAGAUGCAACAUUCUCUACCUCUACAAAAAUUAUAUUAGUGGUUAUGGAUAAAUUAAUGUUAACGAUAGAUAUUUAUUAAACUGUUAUUCUUUAA